Messenger RNA from Closterium sp. NIES-65, 2037 nucleotides. Lineage: Eukaryota; Viridiplantae; Streptophyta; Zygnematophyceae; Desmidiales; Closteriaceae. The record is from the annotation of a GenBank genome assembly.
AUGGACGUGGACGUGGACGUGCGCAUGGACGUGGACGUGGACGUGGACAUGGACGUGGACGUGGACAUGGACGUGGACGUAGAAAUGGACGUGGACGUGGACGUGGACAUGGACGUGGACGUAGACGUGGACGUGGACGUAGACGUGGACGUGGACGUGGACGUGGACAUGGACGUGGACAUGGACGUGGACGUGGACGUGGACGUAGACGUGUACGUGGACGUGGAGGUGGACGUGGACAUGGACAAGGACGUAGAAAUGGACGUGGACGUGGACGUGCACAUGGACGUGGACGUGGACAUGGACAUGGACGUGGACGUGGACAUGGACGUGGACGUAGAAAUGGACGUGGACGUGGACAUGGACGUGGACGUAGACGUGGACGUGGACGUAGACGUGGACGUGGACGUGGACGUGGACGUGGACAUGGACGUGGACAUGGACGUGGACGUGGACGUGGACGUAGAAAUGGACGUGGACGUGGACGUGGACGUGGACAUGGACUUGGACGUGGACGUGGACGUAGAAAUGGACGUGGACGUGGACGUGGACAUGGACGUGGACGUAGACGUGGACGUGGACGUAGAAAUGGACGUGGACGUGGACGUGGACGUGGACAUGGACAUGGACGUGGACGUGGACAUGGACGUGGUCAUGGAUAUGGAGGUGGACAUGGACGUGGACGUGGACGUGGACAUGGACGUGGACGUGGACGUGGACGUGGACGUGGACGUGGACGUAGACGUGGACGUGGACAUGGACGUGGACUUGAACCUGGACGUGGACAUGGACGUGGACAUGGACGUAGACGUGGACGUGGACAUGGACGUGGACUUGGACGUGGACGUGGACAUGGACGUGGACAUGGACGUAGAUGUGGACGUGGACGUCGACAUGGACGUGGACGUGGACGUGGACGUGGACGUGGACGUGGACAUGGACGUGGACGUGGACGUGGACAUGGACGUGGACAUGGACGUGGACAUGGACGUGGACGUGGACAUAGACGUGGACGUGGACGUGGACGUGGACGUGGACGUGGACAUGGACGUGGACAUGGACGUGGACUUGGACGUGGACGUGGACUUGGACGUGGACGUGGACAUGGACAAGGACGUAGAAAUGGACGUGGACGUGGACGUGCACAUGGACGUGGACGUGGACGUGGACAUGGACGUGGACGUGGACAUGGACGUGGACGUAGAAAUGGACGUGAACGUGGACGUGGACAUGGACGUGGACGUAGACGUGGACGUGGACGUGGACGUAGACGUGGACGUGGACGUGGACGUGGACAUGGACGUGGACAUGGACGUGGACGUGGACGUGGACGUGGAAAUGGACGUGGACGUGGACGUGGACGUGGACAUGGACGUGGACAUGGACGUGGACGUGGACGUGGACGUAGAAAUGGACGUGGACAUGGACGUGGACGUAGAAAUGGACGUGGACAUGGACGUGGACGUAGACGUGGACGUGGACGUGGACGUAGAAAUGGACGUGGACGUGGACGUGGACGUGGACAUGGACGUGGUCAUGGAUAUGGAGGUGGACGUGGACGUGGACGUGGACAUGGACGUGGACGUGGACGUGGACGUGGACGUGGACGUAGACGUGGACGUGGACAUGGACGUGGACUUGAACCUGGACAUGGACAUGGACGUGGACAUGGACGUAGACGUGGACGUGGACAUGGACGUGGAAUUGGACGUGGACGUGGACAUGGACGUGGACAUGGACGUAGACGUGGACGUGGACGUGGACAUGGACGUGGACGUGGACGUGGACAUGGACGUGGACGUGGACAUGGACGUGGACGUGGACGUGGAUAUGGACGUGGACAUGGACGUGGACGUGGACGUGGACAUGGACGUGGACGUGGACGUGGACGUGGACGUGGACAUGGACGUGGACAUGGACGUGGACAUGGACGUGGACGUGGACUUGGACGUGGACGAGACGUGGACGUGGACGUGGACGUGGACGUGGACGUGGACAUGGACGUGGACGUGGACGUGGACAUGGACGUGGACGUAG